This is a messenger RNA of Eupeodes corollae, 1386 nucleotides long. RefSeq lists its product as uncharacterized. Bases 1 to 1386 code for a protein of 461 amino acids. NCBI's taxonomy places the organism in Eukaryota, Metazoa, Arthropoda, Insecta, Diptera, Syrphidae. The record is from RefSeq and is a predicted model, not a curated record. The transcript has a single exon.
AUGACUGAGGUACCACUUGCUGCGCUUAAUUCUCUUCACUACUUCCUUCCUCACCAUGCCGUGGUAAAAGAAGCUAGCUCGACUACAAAACUGCGGAAUGUUUUUGACGCGUCUUGUAAAACAUCCGAUGGUACGUCGCUUAAUGAUCAUCUUUAUAUUGGUCCUAGAUUACAAGAUGACGUCUUUGACCAUAUCGCAAGGUUUAGGAGAUUCAAAGUAGCAUUUUCAGCCGACAUCACUAAAAUGUAUAGGCAAAUUUGGGUCACUCCAGAUGAUUUAAUGUAUCAACUUGUGCUAUGGCGAGAUGUAGAAGUGAAGGCAUACCGCCUUAACACAGUCACUUUUGGUACGGCCUCGGCACCUUACUUAGCCAUCCGAACGCUCCAACAAUUGGCAUCUGAUGAACGUGAUGCAUCGAAAAUAGCCUUAAAAAACUUCUACGUCGAUGAUGUAAUUCACAGGGCAGACUCAGUGAUAGAGGCGGUGGAGAUGCAGACACAGCUCAUAAAGAUGUUGAAGAAAGGAGGGUUUCCAUUACGAAAAUGGGCAAGUAACUGCGAGGAGCUGUUGAUGUCUGUACCAGAGGAAGAUAGGGAGGUACAAAUCCCAUUAUCGUUUGAUGCAAAAAAUGCAAUAAAAACUCUUGGCAUUCAGUGGCAUCCUGCAAAGGAUGUUUUUGCAUUUAAAAUCUCGCUUCCAGAACAUACAAAAAUUACAAAGAGAACUAUACUAUCAGAUCUUGCUCGCCUGUACGAUCCAAUGGGUUGGAUAGCACCUUGCGUCAUCAUCGGAAAAAUCAUAAUGCAAGAAACUUGGAAAGAUAAACAAACAUGGGAAUCUGAGCUCCCAUCGUCAAUCAUCUCUGCGUGGCAAAGUUUGAAAGCUGCACUGAGCCUUUUAGAGGCCAUCCAGAUCCCCCGCUGGUUAAAUCUCACCAAUGAAUCAAAGGUCGAGGUCCACGGAUUUUGCUAUGCAUCUGAAAAGGCAUAUGCGGCAGCAAUAUAUCUUAGAGUUACCACCGGAAAUGAAACGAACAUUAAUCUCAUCGUGUCAAAAACUAGAGUGACACCUCUUAAAACUAAAUCUUUAGCUGGGUUGGAGCUUUGUGGAGCUCUGCUUCUGGCACAGUUGUUGGUACACACUGUGGAUACGAUGGAACUUCAAUCUGCAAAACUGUUCACUUGGUGCGACUCUCAAAUUACUCUAGCUUGGAUUAAAAGCGCACCCUACCUGAGAACAACGUUCGUUGCCAACAGAGUGGCAGAAAUCCAAGAACUGACUGAUACGUUCCAUCUAAGGAGAACCCCGCUGACAUUGCAUCUCGAGGAGUCUCUCCUAAUGAUCUCAUUCAGAAUCGACAGUAGUGGAAUGGUCCUGAAUUCCUAA